AUGGCAGACACCGAGGAACCGCAGUUCAAUACGCUGGCGGAGAGGAUAGCUGCGUUGAACAAGCAGAAGAACUUUAGCAGCGUCGGCACUCCUGAGGCCGCUCGCAAGAAGCCUCCUCCUCCUCCACCUCCUGGGCGUCCUUCUGCCGAAUCCCGAAGCCAGACUGCCCCCGUCGUGACAGUCAACGGCUCGGCUCAUGAACAAGCGCCUCAGCAGCCUCCGAGACCCGUCAGAGCGAAUGCUGAUGCACCGCCACCUUUGCCUCGUCGCAACACACAGAAUGCGGGCUCACCAGAGGCUUCUGUCCCUCCGCCAUUGCCCUCGAGGACUGGAUCCUUCCAAGCGUCGCCUGCGCUACCCCCACGACGGCCAUCAACGAUUACUGUUCCCAAGCCCUCGGGACGGCGCAACUCUGCUUCAUCAGAGGCAUCGAUGCUGUCUACCAUGUCGUCUCUGUCUUUGACCAAAACGAACUCUUCUACCACGAGCAAUGGGUCCAACGGGACUGUCGUGCACAAGCUGCCACCGGUCUGUGACAUGUCCAGCUUGCCCCCUCUCCCACCUACAAAGCGGGAACUAGAGGCAAAGGCAAAGGAGCAAGCUGCCGCAAGAGAGGCGGCUGCUAGAGAAACCACCGUAAGGAUGACGGCCAGACAGACGGCAAGCCAACCGGCCAUCGAGCCACCCAGACCCAGCCUUCCUCCCAGACUGCCAUCAAGGCCAGCCAAGCCCCAGCCUUCGACAAGCACCGAGGCUAUAACAAAGCCUACACCAAAGCCUACGCCGAAGCCUACACCCGUCACUGUUCAGAUCCGGGGAUUCGGCAGUCGAACAGAGCCUCCCAAAAUGCCUGCAAGGCCCAAGAUUGAUGCCGCGGCCGAUGACGGGCCCCCUCCGAUCCCAAUGGCCUCUCGCCCAUCAGUGGCCCAGAUCCAUGCCGCUUCUUCCCGAACGCCGCCGGUUCCAGCAGUGUCUAAUGAUUGCUGGGUAUGCCGAGAUUGGAGCGGCCCUGAUGGCGUGGCUGCCCAAUAUCCCAGAGAACAGCUCCCCCAGCAUGAUGUCGUGGGAUAUCUUGCCCGCGUGCUCUGCGACCCCUUUCCGUCAUACAACGACAAGGCAAGGGCCAUCUUCACGUGGUUCCACCACAACAUCAUGUAUGAUACCAAGGCUUUUUUUAGCGGUAACAUCAGAGGCAUGACGCCUGAAGACACGAUACGGUACGGUGCAGCUGUAUGCCAAGGCUAUGCGGACACGUACAAGGCCAUUGCAAACAAGGCUGGUUUGGAAUGUGUUGUCGUUGGUGGUCAUGGAAAAGGGUAUGGCUAUACUCCUUUGAAACAAGGACAACGACCACCGCCUCCUGACCCAACUGGCCAUGCAUGGAACGCAGUCAGGGUUGACGGUGGUGUCUGGAGGCUUCUCGACGCCUGUUGGGGAGCUGGCCACAUUUGCGGAGCCAACAACUUGUUCAAGAAAGAGUUUAGCCCCGUCCAGUUUACAAACAGCAGCGAACGGUUUGGUCGUACCCAUUUCCCGUCUGACGGCAGGCAACAGUUACGUAAUGACGGCCGCACAAUUACCUGGGAUGAGUACUACAUCGGGCGCUCUCAGGGUGAACCGGUGGAGGUCUUUGGUAAUUGUGGCCAAGAGGGCAUUGCUGAAGACACUAUCGAGCCUGCGUCAAAGCAAAUAUCUGUGCACAGCGGCCAAGUUGUCCGAUUCCAGUUUGCACAUCUAUGUGAGCACUGGAAGUCAGAAAAGCAUGGCCUUGGGAAGCCUUCCCUAUUUCUGUUGCAGAUUCACGGCCUCGACGGCCGCAACGAUGACUUUAUUCCGAUUGAGACGGAUGGCUACUGGUACUGGGCUGAUGUCCACGCCCGAGACCUGGGAGCGCCAGGGCAGUCGGUCAUGGUACUGCAACUGACUUCGAUGGAGGGACGAGACGCACGAGGCGUGACGGCUCAACAGUAUCUUGCUAAGAAGGGGCGGGUUGCGAUGGCGUGGGCGUAUGUUGCCAAAUGGGACUUGGUUUGAGGACGAGGCAGGAUGAGCGUAGUAAGAGAGGGGAUUUGGAUUUUGAAAAGAACAUGGCACGUGGAACCGGGAAGACGGGUUAUUGAUACCCUCCGAUAUACGAAUUAUUGCACUGUAGCUAGCCCUGGUGUUUGGGAAUUAAUUUAGUAGGUAAAGACGAGAAACGUCUUGGUAAUGGUAUUCUGGAACGAUGUAUGACGAGGCUUGAUAGGAUAAUGGCUGUCAUGAGAUUUGAUAAUGUUUGUUUUCAAGCUACGAACAAUCUUUCAUCAAUUAUUACCAGAUAUUUUGU
This is a messenger RNA of Trichoderma virens Gv29-8, 2326 nucleotides long. RefSeq lists its product as uncharacterized. Lineage: Eukaryota; Fungi; Ascomycota; Sordariomycetes; Hypocreales; Hypocreaceae. The transcript has a single exon. The record is from RefSeq and is a predicted model, not a curated record. The coding region runs from base 1 to 2034 and encodes 677 amino acids.